AUGAUGUCAGUAGUUACAUUUACCUGGUCAGGUCCUCGCUGAAACCUUAUCCUUUUGUAAACAGUGACCCUGUCUUGAACAGAAGUUCAAAGUUCACCUGUAACGGUGUCUCACCUGGGGCGUACAGGUGUACGUCGUCAUGGCGGAGGCCGUACUCAGCCAGAUUUCGGGCGACUUUCUGGAGUGUACGAUCUGCCUGGAGCCCUAUAAGGACCCCAAGAUCCUGCCGUGUCUUCACACCUUCUGUAAGACCUGUCUUGAGAAGUUUGUAGCGAAACAAGGUGAGGCGAAGGACAGGUUUUCGUGUCCAACAUGUCGGAUCGAAACUGUACUUCCGGAGGGCGGUGUCGCCGGGCUCAAAAACAACUUCUUUGUCCUGAGCUUGAGGGACACCGUCGACGCUCACAAGAGUGCAGCUACUAUAGCUAGUGUGGAAGAUGACAAAGUGUCUUGUGAUGUCUGUGAAGAAGAAGUGGCUACUUGUGGCUGUGUUGUGUGUGAAGAGUUCUUGUGUGACGAAUGUGCUCGAGCCCAUCGUCGUGCCAAACGUACACGUGACCAUGAAGUCAUCGGAGUAGCGGGAUUAAAAGAGCAGCUGAUCACCAAGACCUCAUCGGUCAAGUCGACAUCACUGCCGAUGUGUCCAAAACAUGAAGGCGAGAAGCUUAAGUUCUACUGUGAGACGUGCCAGAGUCCCAUCUGCCGGGACUGCACGGUACUGCAACACAAAGACCACAAGUACGGCUACCUGACAGACGUUGUGAGUGACGUCAGGGCAAAGAUCAAAGAGAAGUUGAAAUCUGCGAGGCCGAAAAUUGAGAAAUACCGAGACGCUGCAGGGGUCGUAGCUGAGAAGCAAGCAGAACUGGACACCAGGAGCAAGAAAGCUGCAGACGACAUCGAUGCAGCUGCGGAGGAAGAGAUCAAGUACUACACUGGCAUUGUCAGACGCAAGCAGACUGAACUGAAAGAAAAGUUAGCGGCCGUCACAGCAGCCCGUUCCAAGCAGCUCUCUGCCACAGCAGACAGUGUUGAGAGCACCUUAGGCUGUCUGUCCAGCACAGUGGACUUCUCACAGAAAGUCGUAGAGCAUGGCAGUGACUUUGACGUCAUGAACGUGUACUCUGACGUCACGGCCCGGCUCGAGUCUCUGCUGAAAGGUCCAACCCCGGACAUUCCUGGCGUCAUCAGUUACGUCAGGUUUGAGCCUUGGAGGGAAAAGAAAGAAACGGAAAUUACACUUGGUGACAUUGUGGAUUCCACCUUUGGACCUGCAAAGUUGACCACCCUGGGCGCCAGCGGCCGUCUGGGACCCACUACCCUGGGUACCCACUACAGGGGACAGGACCAUGAACACCUGGUGACGCUACAUGACGGGAUACAACACUUCACUGUACCGCGGAAGGGAACGUACAGCAUAGAGGCAGCGGGUGCUGCUGCAGGGUGGGGUGUGAACAACCCGAAGUCCGUCCGAGGACGGGGUGCCGUACUGAGGGGAACAUUCAACCUCAAACAAGGUGAGACUCUGAAGCUCCUGGUGGGACAAGAAGGUGCUGAGAACAGGUCACGCUGGAGUGUAGGAGGAGGGGGCGGUACGUUUGUCACCAGGGGAGACAACACGCCACUCAUUAUCGCCGGGGGUGGGGGAGGGGCAGGGUAUGGGCUAUCCACCCAUAACCCCCUGUGUGACGGGACUGUGUCCACUACUGGUAACAAGAGUUAUGGAGAAACUGGUUGUAGUGGAGGAUCUAACGGACAGGGGGCGACAGGAUGGAAGGCAAAGUUGACCACCCUGGGCGCCAGCGGCCGUCUGGGACCCACUACCCUGGGUACCCACUACAGGGGACAGGACCAUGAACACCUGGUGACGCUACAUGACGGGAUACAACACUUCACUGUACCGCGGAAGGGAACGUACAGCAUAGAGGCAGCGGGGUGGGGUGUGGGAAACCCGAAGUCCGCCCGAGGACGGGGUGCCGUACUGAGGGGAACAUAUAACCUCAAACAAGGAGAAACUCUGAAGAUCCUGGUGGGACAAGAAGGUGCUGAGAACAAGUCGUACUGGGGUGUAGGAGGAGGGGGCGGUACGUUUGUCACCAGGGGAGACAACACGCCACUCAUUAUCGCCGGGGGUGGGGGAGGGGCGGGGGUCGGACUGCAGACUCAUAACCCCCUGUGUGACGGGACUGUGUCCACUACUGGUAACAAGAGUUAUGGAGGAACUGGUUGUAGUGGAGGAUCUAACGGACAGGGGGCGACAGAAUGGAAGGAUGAAUACAUGGGUGGGGGAGGGGGAGGGCUGUUGACGGAUGGAGGGAGUUCUAAACAGUUUAAAGGCAACAGUUGUCAGUACGGUGGGGAAGGUGGGAAGGCGUUUGUGAAUGGCGGGGUUGGAGGGCGUGAGGCAUGUAAUAAUGCUGAUGGUGGGUUUGGUGGAGGGGAGGGAGUUAUGGAAACGGUGGUGGAGGAGGUGGGGGAGGGGGGUACUCAGGGGGAGGCAGGGGAGAGGAUCGUGAACCAAAUGGCGGAGGAGGAGGCGGUUCGUUUAACUCCGGUGUACGUCGUCAUGGCGGAGGCCGUAGUCAGCCAGAUUUCCGGCGACUUUCUGGAGUGUACGAUCUGCCUGGAGCCCUAUAAGGACCCCAAGAUCCUGCCGUGUCUUCACACCUUCUGUAAGGACUGUCUGGAGAAGUUUGUAGCGAAACAAGGUGAGGGGAAGGACAGGUUUCCGUGUCCAACAUGUCGGAUCGAAACUGUACUUCCGGAGGGCGGUGUCGCCGGGCUCAAAAACAACUUCUUUGUCCUGAGCUUGAGGGAUACCGUCGACGCUCACAAAAGUGUAGCUAGUGUGGAAGAUGACAAAGUGUCUUGUGAUGUAUGUGAAGAAGAAGUGGCUAGCUGUGGCUGUGUUGUGUGCGAAGAGUUCUUGUGUGAGGAAUGUGCUCGUGCCCAUCGUCGUGCCAAACGUACACGUGACCAUGAAGUCAUCGGAGUGGCGGAAUUAAAAGAGCAGCUGAUCACCAAGACGUCAUCGGCCAAGUCAAGAUCUCUGCCGAUGUGUCCAAAACAUGAAGACGAGAAGCUGAAGUUCUACUGUGAGACGUGUCAGAGUCCCAUCUGCCGGGACUGCACGGUACUGCAGCACAAAGACCACCAGUACGGCUACCUGACAGACGUUGUGAGUGACGUCAGGGCAAAGAUCAAAGAGAAGUUGAAAGCUGCGAGGCCGAAAAUUGAGAAAUACCGAGACGCUGCAGGGGUCGUAGCUGAGAAUCAGACAGAACUGGACACCAGGAGUAAGAAAGCUGCAGACGACAUCGAUGCAGCUGCGGAGGAAGAAAUCAAGUACUACACUGGCCUUGUCAGACGCAAACAGACUGAACUGAAAGAAAAGUUAGCUGCCGUCACAGCAGCCCGUUCCAAGCAGCUCUCUGCUACAGCAGACAGUGUUGAGAGCACCUUAGGCUGUCUGUCCAGCACAGUGGAGUUCUCACAGAAAGUCGUGGAGCAUGGCAGUGACUUUGACGUCAUGAACGUGUACUGUGACGUCACGGCCCGGCUGGAGUCUCUGCUGAAAGGUCCAACCCCGGACAUUCCUGACGACAUCAGUUACGUCAGGUUUGAGCCCAAGACGGAAAGGAAAGAAAGGGAAAUCAUCCUUGGCGACAUUGUCGAUCGCUGCAUGAUGACGUUCACCACCCUGGGCGCCAGCGGCCGUCUGGGCCCCACUACCCUGGGUACCCACUACAGGGGACAGGACCAUGAACACCUGGUGACGCUACAUGACGGGAUACAGCACUUCACUGUACCGGGGACGGGAACGUACAACAUAGAGGCAGCGGGUGCUGCUGCAGGGUGGGGUCUAUACAACCCGAUGUCCGCCCGAGGACGGGGUGCCGUACUGAGGGGAACAUUUAACCUCAAACAAGGUGAAACUCUGAAGAUCCUGAUGGGACAGAAGGUGCUGAGAACAGGGCGUAACUGGAGUGUAGGAGGAGGGGGCGGUACAUUUGUUCGACCAGGGGGAGGACAACACGCCCCGUCAUUAUCGCCGGGGGUGGGGGAGGGGGAGGGAGGGAACUACAGACCCGAUAACCCCCUGUGUGACGGGACUGUGUCCACUACUGGUAACAUGAGUUGUGGAGGAACUGGUUGUAGUGGAGGAUCUAACGGACAGGGGGCGACAGAAUGGAAGGGUAACUUCAUGGGUGGGGGAGGGGGAGGGCUGCUGACGGAUGGAGGGAGUUCUAAACCGUUAGGAGGCGACAGUUGUGAGAAGGGUGGGGAAGGUGGGAAGGCAUUUGUGAAUGGCGGGGUUGGAGGGCGUGGGCAAUAUCAUAAUGCUGAUGGUGGGUUUGGUGGAGGGGGAGGGAGUUAUGGAUACCAUGGUGGAGGAGGUGGGGGAGGGGGGUACUCAGGGGGAGGCAGGGCAGAGAAUUAUAGCCCAAAUGGCGGAGGAGGCGGCGGUUCGUUUAACUCCGGUACUGACACGAGCGGCGUACAGGUGUACGUCGUCAUGGCGGAGGCCGUACUCAGCCAGAUUUCGGGCGACUUUCUGGAGUGUACGAUCUGCCUGGAGCCCUACAAGGACCCCAAGAUCCUGCCGUGUCUUCACACCUUCUGUAAGGACUGUCUGGAGAAGUUUGUAGCGAAACAAGGUGAGGCGAAGGACAAGUUUCCGUGUCCAACAUGUCGGAUCGAAACUGUACUUCCGGAGGGCGGUGUCGCCGGGCUCAAAAACAACUUCUUUGUCCUGAGCUUGAGGGACACCGUCGACGCUCACAAGAGUUUGGUUAGCAAGGAGGAUGACAAAGUGCCUUGUGAUGUCUGUGAAGAAGUGGCUAACGGUGGCUGUGUUGUGUGUGAAGAGUUCUUGUGUGACGAAUGUGCUCGAGUCCACCGUCGUGCCAAGCGUACGCGUGGUCAUGAAGUCAUCGGCGUGGCAGAGUUAAAAGAGCAGCUGAUCACAAAAACACCCUCAGUAAACUCAAGAUCUCUGCCUAUGUGUCCAAAACAUGAAGACGAGAAGCUAAAGUUCUACUGUGAGACGUGCCAGAGUCCCAUCUGCCGGGACUGCACGGUACUGCAGCACAAAGACCACAAGUACGGCUUGCUGGCAGACGUUGUGGGUGACGUCAGGGAAAAGAUCAAAGAGAAGUUGGAAGCUGCCAGGCCGAUAAUUAAGGAAUACCGAGGCGCUGCAGAAGUCGUAGCUGAGAAGCAAGAAGAACUGGACACCAGGAGUAAGAAAGCUGCAGACGACAUCGAUGCAGCUGCGGAGGAAGAGAUCAAGUACUACACUGGCCUUGUCAGACGCAAACAGACUGAACUGAAAGAAAAGUUAGCGGCCGUCACAGCAGCCCGUUCUAAGCAGCUCUCUGCUACAGCAGACAGUGUUGAGAGCACCUUAGGCUGUCUGUCCAGCACAGUGGACUUCUCACAGAAAGUCGUGGAGCAUGGCAGUGACUUUGACGUCAUGAACGUGUAUUCUGACGUCACGGCCCGGCUGGAGUCUCUGCUGAAAGGUCCAACCCCGGACAUUCCUGACGACAUCAGUUACGUCAAGUUUGAGCCUAGGAGGAAAAGGAAAGAAAAGGAAAUCUUCUUUGGUGACAUUGUGGAAGUUCAAAGUUCACCUGUAACGGUAUCUCACCUGAAGCGUACAGGUGUCAUGGCGGAGGCCGUUCUCAGCCAGAUUUCGGGUGACUUUCUGGAGUGUACGAUCUGCCUGGAGCCCUACAAGGACCCCAAGAUCCUGCCGUGUCUUCACACCUUCUGUAAAGGCUGUCUGGAGAAGUUUGUAGCGAAACAAAGUAAAUCAAAGGACAAGUUUCCGUGUCCAACAUGUCGGAUCGAAACUGUACUUCCGGAGGGCAGUGUCGCCGGGCUCAAAAACAACUUCUUUGUCCUGAGUUUGAGGGACACCGUUGACGCUCACAAGAGUUUGGUUAGCAAGGAGGAUAACAAAGUGUCUUGUGAUGUCUGUGAAGAAGAAGUGGCUACUUCUGGCUGUGUUGUGUGUGAAGAGUUCUUGUGUGACGAAUGUGCUCGUGCCCAUCGUCGUGCCAAACGUACACGUGACCAUGAAGUCAUCGGAGUGGCGGAAUUAAAAGAGCAACUGAUCACCAAGACGUCAUCAGCCAAGUCAAGAUCUCUGCCGAUGUGCCCAAAACAUGAAGACGAGAAGCUGAAGUUCUACUGUGAGACGUGCCAGAGCCCCAUCUGCCGGGACUGCACGGUACUGCAGCACAAAGACCACAAGUACGGCUUGCUGGCAGAUGUUGUGAGUGACGUCAGGGCAAAGAUCAAACACAAUCUUGCAGCUGCCAGGCCGAAAAUGAAGGAAUACCGAGACGCUGCAGGGUUCGUAGCUGAGAAGCAAGCAGAACUGGACACCAGGAGUAAGAAAGCUGUAGACGACAUCGAUGCAGCUGCGGAGGAAGAGAUCAAGUACUACACUGGCCUUGUCAGACGCAAGCAGACUGAACUGAAAGAAAAGUUAGCGGCCGUCACAGCAGCCCGUUCCAAGCAGCUCUCUGCUACAGCAGACAGUGUUGAGAGCACCUUAGGCUGUCUGUCCAGCACAGUGGACUUCUCACAGAAAGUCGUGGAGCAUGGCAGUGACUUUGACGUCAUGAACGUGCACUCUGACGUCACGGCCCGGCUGGAGUCUCUGCUGAAAUGUCCAACCCCGGACAUUCCUGACGACAUCAGUUACGUCAGGUUUGAUCCUAGGACGGAAAGGGAGGAAAGGGAAAUGAUCCUUGGUGACAUCGUCGAAUUUGGACCUGCCAAGUUGACCACCCUGGGCGCCAGCGGCCGUCUGGGCCCCACUACCCUGGGUACCCACUACAGGGGACAGGACCAUGAACACCUGGUGACGCUACAUGACGGGAUACAACACUUCACUGUACCGCGGACGGGAACGUACAGCAUAGAGGCAGCGGGUGCUGCUGCAGGGUGGGGUGAGUGCAACCCGGUGUCCGCCCUAGGACGGGGUGCCGUACUGAGGGGAACAUUUAACCUCAAACAAGGUGAAACUCUGAAGAUCCUGGUGGGACAAGAAGGUGCUGAGAACAAGGAUUACUGGAAUGUAGGAGGGGGCGGUACAUUUGUCACCAGCGGAGACAACAAGCCACUCAUUAUCGCCGGGGGUGGGGGAGGGGCAGGGUUGGGACUACGGACCCAUAACCCCCUGUGUGACGGGACUGUGUCCAGUACUGGUAACAAGAGUUAUGGGGGAUCUGGUUGUAGUGGAGGAUCUAACGGACAGGGGGCGACAGAAUGGAAGGGUAACUGCAUGGGUGGGGGAGGGGGAGGGCUGCUGACGGAUGGAGGGAGUUCUAAACAGUUUGGAGGGGAGAGUUGUGAGCUCGGUGGGGAAGGUGGGAAGGCGUUUGUGAAUGGCGGGGUUGGAGGACGUGGGAACUUCAAUAAUGCUGAUGGUGGAUUUGGUGGAGGGGGAGGGAGUUAUGGGUGGGGUGGUGGAGGAGGUGGGGGAGGGGGGUACUCAGGGGGAGGCAGGGGAGAGUGCUGUAACCCAAAUGGCGGAGGAGGCGGCGGUUCGUUUAACUCCGGUACUGACACGAGCGGUCAGGAUGGUGCAAACAAAGGACCCGGGUAUGUGGUCAUCACCAGACAGGCACAAGCUCUAGAAGUUCAAAGUUCACCUGUAACGGUAUCUCACCUGAAGCGUACAGGUGUCAUGGCGGAGGCCGUUCUCAGCCAGAUUUCGGGUGACUUUCUGGAGUGUACGAUCUGCCUGGAGCCCUACAAGGACCCCAAGAUCCUGCCGUGUCUUCACACCUUCUGUAAGGACUGUCUGGAGAAGUUUGUAGCGAAACAAAGUAAAUCAAAGGACAAGUUUCCGUGUCCAACAUGUCGGAUCGAAACUGUACUUCCGGAGGGCAGUGUCGCCGGGCUCAAAAACAACUUCUUUGUCCUGAGUUUGAGGGACACCGUUGACGCUCACAAGAGUUUGGUUAGCAAGGAGGAUAACAAAGUGUCUUGUGAUGUCUGUGAAGAAGAAGUGGCUACUUGUGGCUGUGUUGUGUGUGAAGAGUUCUUGUGUGACGAAUGUGCUCGUGCCCACCGUCGAGCCAAACGUACACGUGACCAUGAAAUCAUCGGAGUGGCAGAGCUAAAAGAACAACUGAUCACCAAGACGUCAUCGGUCAAGUCGACAUCACUGCCGAUGUGUCCAAAACAUGAAGACGAGAAGCUGAAGUUCUACUGUGAGACGUGCCAGAGCCCCAUCUGCCGAGACUGCAAGGAUCUGCAGCACAAAGACCACAAGUACGGCUUGCUGGCCGACGUUGUGAGUGACGUCAGGGCAAAGAUCAAAGGCAAACUCGCAGCUGCGAGGCCGAAAAUUGAGGAAUACCGAGACGCUGCAAGUGUCGCAGCUAAUAAGCAAGCAGAACUCAACACUAAUAGUAAGAAAGCUGCAGACGACAUCGAUGCAGCUGCGGAGGAAGAGAUCAAGUACUACACUGGCCUUGUUAGACGCAAGCAGACCGAACUGAAAGAAAAUUUAGCGGCCGUCACAGCAGCCCGUUCCAAGCAGCUCUCUGCUACAGCAGACAGUGUUGAGAGCACCUUAGGCUGUCUGUCCAGCACAGUGGACUUCUCACAGAAAGUCGUGGAGCAUGGCAGUGACUUUGACGUCAUGAACGUGUACUGUGACGUCACGGCCCGGCUGGAGUCUCUGCUGAAAGGUCCAACCCCGGACAUUCCUGACGACAUCAGUAACGUCAGGUUUGAUCCUAGGACGGAAAGGGAGGAAAGGGAAAUGAUCCUUGGCGACAUUGUCGACUCUUACUUCCGAACUGCCAAGUUGACCACCCUGGGCGCCAGCGGCCGUCUGGGCCCCACCACCCUGGGUACCCACUACAGGGGACAGGACCAUGAACACCUGGUGACGCUACAUGACGGGAUACAACACUUCACUGUACCGGGGACGGGAACGUACAGCAUAGAGGCAGCGGGUGCUGCUGCAGGGUGGGGUGUGAAGAACCCGAAGUCCGCCCGAGGACGGGGUGCCGUACUGAGGGGAACAUUUAACCUCAAACAAGGUGAAACUCUGAAGAUCCUGGUGGGACAAGAAGGUGCUGAGAACAAAGAAUACUGGAGUGUAGGAGGAGGGGGCGGUACAUUUGUCACCAGGGGAGACAACACGCCACUCAUUAUCGCCGGGGGUGGGGGAGGGGCAGGGUAUGGACUAAAGACCCAUAACCCCCUGUGUGACGGGACUGUGUCCACUACCGGUAACAUGAGUUGUGGAGGAACUGGUUGUAGUGGAGGAUCUAACGGACAGGGGGCGACAAAAUGGAAGGCUCCCUACAUGGGUGGGGGAGGGGGAGGGCUGCUGACGGAUGGAGGGAGUUCUAAACAGUUUAAAGGCAACAGUUGUCAGUACGGUGGGGAAGGUGGGAAGGCGUUUGUGAAUGGCGGGGUUGGAGGGCGUGGGACAUGUAAUAAUGCUGAUGGUGGGUUUGGUGGAGGGGGAGGGAGUUAUGGGGAGGGUGGUGGAGGAGGUGGGGGAGGGGGGUACUCAGGGGGAGGCAGGGGAGAGGAUCGUGACCAAAAUGGCGGAGGAGGCGGCGGUUCGUUUAACUCCGGUACUGAAACGAGCGGUCAGGAUGGGGCAAACGAUGGACCCGGGUAUGUGGUCAUCACCAGACAGGUGUAGAUACAGUUUACUGAAAAGUAACGUUUGUAGUCACCAUCUUAAGAGGAGUGAAGAUGAACAUGCUAUCAUAUAACAAGUACCGCCUAUCCAUAGAGCAGUGUUGCUGGGCUUCUUUAGGAGCUCAGACAGGCGUAAUUACUAGUAGGGACUUUGCAUGUGUUUACAUAAUAAUAAGCCUUCAACUGUGAUAUUCUGGCUAACUGUACCGAAAUAACAUUUCAACUCGGAAUGAUGACUUUAAGUUGUACAAUAUACAAGUUGAAAGCCCUGAGUAUGAUCUACUUGAAAGUAAUAGGGGUAAGAGAAUGGAUAU
Molecule: messenger RNA, 10004 nt
Organism: Branchiostoma belcheri (Belcher's lancelet)
Lineage: Eukaryota; Metazoa; Chordata; Leptocardii; Amphioxiformes; Branchiostomatidae
Exons: 21
Coding region: 140-9691 (3183 amino acids)
Biological process (GO): positive regulation of DNA-templated transcription
Cellular component (GO): chromatin; nucleoplasm
Molecular function (GO): ubiquitin-protein transferase activity; zinc ion binding
Source: RefSeq, a predicted model, not a curated record